Messenger RNA from Ilex paraguariensis (yerba mate), 2214 nucleotides. NCBI's taxonomy places the organism in Eukaryota, Viridiplantae, Streptophyta, Magnoliopsida, Aquifoliales, Aquifoliaceae. The record is from the annotation of a GenBank genome assembly.
AUGUUUCGGAUCGGCGGUGAUGACAUGUCGGUCGACAGUGAUCUUCCAUUUUUGGGUCCAAGACACACCAUGGAGCUUCAAGAACUCACCAGAAAACCCAAACGUCAAGGGUCAAUGACGCUCGGUGAGCUCUUACAGCUAGUCGGCGACUCCACCGGUUGCUCGCCGGAGUACCAUAUUCUUGAUCUUAAUGAUCCAGUCUCUGGACCCACAUCAUACCCUUUUGUUCUUUCCUUCAAAAACCUUACAUACAGCGUCAAAGUUCAAAGGAAAAUGUCAAUUCCUUCGUGUUUCAGGUCGGCAAGUAUGCAUGAAUCACCGGACGCUAUGAUUCAUAUGGCUCGCACGAAGGUGCUAUUAAAUGACAUCUCCGGCGAAGCGAGGGAAGGAGAGAUCAUGGCGGUUCUUGGGGCUAGUGGGUCCGGAAAAUCAACGUUGAUUGAUGCACUUGCCGAUCGUAUUGCUAGAGAAAGCUUGAAGGGAACAGUGACUUUAAACGGUGAGAUUUUGGAGUCUAGGCUUCUUAAGGUGAUAUCAGCUUAUGUUAUGCAAGAUGAUUUGUUGUUUCCGAUGUUAACCGUGGAAGAGACGCUCAUGUUCUCGGCGGAGUUCAGGUUACCUCGAACUCUAUCAAAGUCGAAGAAGAAAGCAAGAGUCCAAGCUUUGAUCGAUCAAUUAGGCCUGAGAAAUGCGGCCAAGACAGUGAUCGGAGACGAAGGCCAUAGAGGAGUUUCCGGCGGCGAAAGACGUCGAGUUUCGAUCGGAAUUGAUAUCAUUCACGACCCAAUUGUCUUGUUUCUUGAUGAACCCACAUCGGGGCUUGAUUCCACUAGUGCAUAUAUGGUGGUGAAGGUCUUACAGAGGAUAGCUCAAAGCGGAAGCAUUGUGAUCAUGUCAAUUCAUCAACCCAGUUACAGAAUUCUCAGCUUGCUCGACCGUUUGAUCUUUCUUUCUCGAGGACAUACGGUUUACAGUGGCUCGCCGUCCGGUCUGCCUGAGUUCUUUGCUGAGUUCGGAAACCCAAUUCCAGAAAACGAGGAUCGAACUGAGUUUGCUCUUGAUUUCAUUCGAGAGCUCGAAGGCACUCAUGGUGGAACCAAAAAUUUGGCUGAUUUCAACAAGUCAUGGCAAAAAAAAAAUAACCCUCGAAUCAACACAUCCACUGGGCCAAAACUCUCUCUCAAAAACGCCAUAAGUGCAAGCAUUUCAAGAGGAAAGCUAGUCUCUGGAGCAACAAACGUAGACUCCAACCUCUCAUCUUCUGUCCCAAGGUUUGCCAAUCCUCUUUUAAUUGAAAUGAUUGUGAUCGGCAAAAGAUCACUGAAAAACUCAUGGCGAUCACCAGAGCUCUUUGGAAUCCGAUUAGGCGCUGUCAUGGUGACCGGCAUAAUCUUAGCCACCAUGUUCUGGAAGCUUGAUAAUUCCCCAAAAGGCAUUCAAGAAAGACUUGGGUUUUUCGCCUUUGCUAUGUCAACAAUAUUCUACACUUGUGCAGAGGCCAUUCCAGUCUUUCUUCAAGAACGAUACAUCUUCAUGAGAGAGACUGCUUAUAAUGCAUAUCGCCGUUCAUCAUAUGUUCUUGCUCACUCUAUCAUCUCCAUUCCUUCUUUACUAUUCCUUUCAUUUUCAUUUUCUGCAAUUACCUUCUGGGCUGUGGGUCUCUCCGGCGGGUUUUCCGGGUACUUGUUCUUCUUCUUCUUCACUUUCGCCUCGUUCUGGGCCGGAAGCUCCUUCGUGACAUUCCUUUCUGGUAUUGUCUCUCAUGUGAUGUUGGGUUACACUGUUGUGGUCGCCAUUUUAGCCUACUUUCUCCUCUUCAGUGGCUUCUUCAUCAGCAGAGAUCGAAUCCCUCCUUACUGGCUAUGGUUCCAUUAUGCUUCUCUAGUAAAGUAUCCGUACCAAGGAGUGUUGCAAAACGAGUUUGAUGAUCCGGCCAAGUGUUUUGUCAGGGGAAUUCAGGUAUUCGAUAAUUCGCCAUUAGGGGCUGUUCCCAACUCGGUAAAGCUUCAGCUAUUGAAGACGAUGAGCCAUACUUUGGGCACCAACAUUACUAGCUCGACAUGCCUGACCACAGGACUGGAUAUACUGAAGCAAACUGGGGUGACUGAUAUAAACAAAUGGGGUUGCUUGUGGAUCACUGUUGCUUUGGGGUUUUUCUUCAGACUUAUGUUUUACUUUACUUUGUUGUUUGGAAGCAAGAACAAGAGGAGGUAA